This is a messenger RNA of Styela clava, 2524 nucleotides long. The record is from RefSeq and is a predicted model, not a curated record. Lineage: Eukaryota; Metazoa; Chordata; Ascidiacea; Stolidobranchia; Styelidae.
UAUACUGGGAAUUUGAUGUACAUUGUUCUCAAGCAAUUAUGAUAUUGUGUAUGCUUUUGUCUUGUUUUGUUCUUUUAUUGCAGUUAAGCAUAACUUAGAUAUAACAGUAAUCAAAGUAGUUUCUUGCAAUGGAAUUUUCUCAAAAUUUUUCUGUGAAUGAAGUGGUGUCAUUUCUCAAAGAGAAGAUUUUAGUAACAUCCGAAAUUGAACACAUGAUUCAAAAGGAGCAAAUUAAUGGCCAAACUCUGCUGGAUUUGAAUGAUAGCGAUUUAAGGACUCUUGGAUUCUCAACAAUUCGUGCCGUGAAGGAAAUGCAACGACUCAUAAUGCAAUGCAAAAACGAAGCAAAUGGCCCAAGUGUCAUGUUGUGCCCAGAGGAGCCACCUUUUGCCAAUCUUCAUGGAAAGAUUCUCCAGUUUUCAGGGGGUUGUGAUGUUAUUGGACAUUUGAAUGAGAAUGGGUAUCUUAGACGAAGAGAUCAGAAAAUAUUUACGAACAUUUGUGUGGAAAUAUUAGUUUCUGAAGCUGUUAAGAGAGGAUACAAAAAAAACUACCCGCCAUCUGCAUUGAAAGUUGAUCUCGCAAAAUCAAUUGUCGAGGAAUUUCCAAAGCUGAAGUUAAAGUUAGAGGGAACAACCGGAUAUGGCCAUUAUUAUGAUCCUCUUCGUGGUUCCGGCUUUAUAGAAAACAAGCUCAAAACUUUACGAAAACAAAUGGCAAUAGAAGAUAAGAUGUAUAAAAAACAAAAGAGAAGCCACUCAACAUAUGCAAGUAGUUCCAGUUUUGAGAGUAGCGAAGAUGCUGACACCAGUGGGAGUACUGUUGAACUGGAUGCCUCACUUCUGGAAGACGAUAGCCCUAUACUGAAAAAGAUUAAAUGGCUGAAAGAAACCACACCUAACAAGGACAAUAAGGCAGAAAUAUAUAACAUAAUGAAGGAAAGUCAUGACUAUCGUAGGCUUGAAAUACAGCUGAAGCCUAUGACCUUAACUGACAUUUUAGAAAAGUACCCAAGGUUCUGUGAUGCUUAUGAGGGUGGAUUGAUUGACUGUGAAUUUGAGAUGAAUUACCCGGAGUGUAAGAAGUUUAUGGAAAUUUUUCCACCACUCAUUCAAAAAAUUCUUAAAAUGGAUCAGGAUUGUGUUCAGUGUGAUGAUGAUGGACUAAAGAGUCUUCUAGUUCUAUCGAAGAUUUUGCCACCUCUCAACACAAAGGGGAGGAAAGGACAAGAGCAGUGGGCAUUAUUUAAGUUUCAAGGGGCCGGCUGCAACGUUGGAUAUUAUGCUGAAACCAAGCCUCCAUCAUUGAGACAGCCAUUUUUAUUGGUCAUUGGUCCGAAAUCUCAUCCUGAGGAAUUCUUCUUAAUUCUUGACAAGAAAGUGGUGCCAGUUGGAAAUUCAUCAUUGCUGGCUUUUUAUAGACUGUUCGCUUCGUUUUGGAUUUUUGGAAUUGAGUACUAUGAAAAACUGGCAACUUUCUUCAAUUUUUUUGAAGCUAUUCUUUUCGGCAUGGAUCCCAAACCUUCAGUGGCCUCAUUGUUGGCUGCAUUGGACUUUGUGUGAAAAAAAAAAAAUGAUCCUACAUAGACGGCUCAAAAUGAAAAUGUGCUGAUGCCACCCUUUGUAAUUUUUGUGUGUCCACUUUGUUUAUUUUGUUUUUAUACUGAUUUGGCCCUAUGUUAAACCAUCAUGUCAGAGUACGACUUGUUAGUUUAUACACUUUAUAAAAAAUCGAUAUGUAUACACGAAUUAUGCAUUGUCUCUUUUUAGCGUUCAAAAAUGCAGAUUUUAUAGCCCGAUGUUCAUCUCAAAAUGAGAUUUUUUUUCGGAACUUUCUAAAGCGAUUGUCUCAUAUCGCCAAAAUUUGACAUAGGCCACUGCAGUUUUGAGUCGUCGAUGUGAGCAAACACUGGGGUCAUAAUUUUCAUUAUGAUUUCUUUCUGUGAAAUUUAUUUCAUUUUCUUUUGUUCAUUGGUGAUUGUGGUUUAGUCUGCAUCUUCGGUGAUUGUUUAUUGUGUUGCUGUUUAUACCCUUAUAUAGCAACACAAUUAGCGAUCACCGAAAAUGCAGAUGCGCUCACGCUUGAGUGUUUUUGAAGUUCUUUUCCAAGAAAAAUUUGGUAUAUUUAAUUUCUGCUUUUUUGGUAAAUGCAUGGGUAACUUAAGAAAGUUGAAAUGGGGCUGGGGGAAUUGGAGAGGAAACCAAUAACUCACUUUUUGGUGACUCUAUCGAGUUGUAAACUUGACUCAAAAAAGAGCCAUCGCAAAUGAUCUUGACGACUCUAUCAAGGGAUAAAUUUGACUCAAAAAAGAGUCAUCGCACAUGACUCUUGACGACUCUAUUGAAGCGGAAAUUUGACUCGAAAAAGAGUCAUUGUGCGUGACUCUUUUGACGACUCAAUCAAGGGAUAAAUUUGACUCAAAGAAGAGUCAUGUGCGUGACUCAAGUAAAGAGUCAAAUAUUUCUUGACUCUUUGAAAGAGUAGGAGGCUCGUUGAGUCAAAUUUGAGUCAAUAUUUUUUAGAG